This is a messenger RNA of Daphnia pulex (common water flea), 1522 nucleotides long. RefSeq lists its product as uncharacterized. The coding region runs from base 232 to 1305 and encodes 357 amino acids. The transcript is spliced from 4 exons. NCBI's taxonomy places the organism in Eukaryota, Metazoa, Arthropoda, Branchiopoda, Diplostraca, Daphniidae. The record is from RefSeq and is a predicted model, not a curated record.
GGAUUACUAUUUGAAUCGACAACAAAAAUGUCGUCGACGUGGCCAGCGAAUGGACUAGGAAACAUUUUGCCGAGCUCGGAUAUUGAUUGAAAUUCAAGAGCCAUGAUCCUAAAUAAAAUGAACCACAUCCGCAACGGUUGUCAACAAGUCGAGGAAUGAGCGCAAAAUCAUUUUUUGGGCUCAUCUGUUAUUGUGUGCUGCAGCCUCGGUCAAACGGAAUCCACCGUAAAAAUGGCUUGGAAAUCCAAUAACGAUGUAUUCCGUCGAAUCGGAUUUUGGCUUGUUGCUGUCGCUGUUAUCAGCACGUCAGUUUGUUCUGCAUCUUUCGUUUCAACGGGUGUGGCCGUUAGAUCAUCAAAGGUGUCUGGUGAAAUCCGGCGUUCAACAACCGGAAGUCAAGUAACUGGACGUCCGUUGGAUUUUCUCAGCCCCCGUGACUCGUCAGCAUGUCCCCUGACCAAAAACGAGCUGCGCCAAAUGGACGAAUUACUUUCAAGUUUCAACGACACGGUGAGAAACGAUCGGUUAAGGUGUGACAACCUGGAACACGACAGGGAACCCUUGGUCGUGAGUUUAUCGGCCGAUCGUUGCAGUCAGUUGAAAGAGUCCAUUCUGAGCAACGUCAACGACCUGAAAAUGGUUUUCCAAUGUCUGAAAGUGACUGGAGAUAAGGACGACGAUGUUUACAAGACAUUGAAAACGACGUACGAGAUUAAAGUGAGGCAACUGCAGCAGCAAGUGGACAGUGCCAAGAAGCAAUUUGAGACGAAAUUCAAUCAAGAAAUUAAUCGUUUGAAGAAACAUUUGCAGGAAAUAGAAAAUGAGAUGCGCGUCACGUUGGAAGAAUUGGGAAAAGAACGACUGGCCCGUCAAGAAGCCAAUACGAAACUGAUCCUGGAGUAUUUGGAAAACGGCAAAAUUGAGUCGGCGUGUUCCACGUUCAAGGACAAAUUAAAUGUGGAACAAAGUCGAACGAAUAUCAACGACAUUGUGAAGAUCGCCAUCGGAAAAGAAUUGGGCACAAACAUCUCAACGGAAAAUGUUGUCAAAUUUACGCAAGGGUUGACAGACGACGCUGAAGCCAUGGUUCAUGGUGCCAUCCGAUUGUUUCAGAUACUGGAAAAUCAACAAGCCCUCGACGUGCCAACUGUGCACAUUUUACACGGAGCAGUUGACAACAUAAUUAGAAGCUGUAAAUCUCUUGAAGGAACGGACUUUGAGACAUUGAAAUUGAUUUUAGAUGAAGAGACCGUCGAUCGAGUGAUUCAAGUAUUUAACAAACUCCAAUUCUUGAUCAAUAUUUAGAAAUCUCUCGAUCCAAUUAGAAAAUUUUCGUAUAGAAAAAGUUAAGUGAAGCCACAGGUGAAAUUACCGAACGUGAAAACAGGAUUUCUGGGUGUUCAAAGGUUCCAACCCCUUUUUCGUAAUUCAAAAAUGGCGCCUCUCUCUAAUUAUGUUUGUACAUAUGAAUGUCACCUGUGUCUGUGGUUGAUUAUUCCAUAAUACACAAUUUAAAAUUUAA